Galeopterus variegatus (Sunda flying lemur) is the source of this 1530-nucleotide messenger RNA. It is a transcript of the gene SNAPC2, whose product is annotated as small nuclear RNA activating complex, polypeptide 2, 45kDa. The transcript has 5 exons. The record is from RefSeq and is a predicted model, not a curated record. Bases 1 to 990 code for a protein of 329 amino acids. Gene Ontology annotation, molecular function: RNA polymerase II general transcription initiation factor activity. Gene Ontology annotation, biological process: snRNA transcription. Lineage: Eukaryota; Metazoa; Chordata; Mammalia; Dermoptera; Cynocephalidae. Gene Ontology annotation, cellular component: nuclear body.
AUGACGCGCCCCCUGCAAGGUCCGAGAUGCACCCAAACACAGCAUCGGGACCAGGCCCGUCAGGACCCGACGUUCUGCCCUGGACCUCGGACCCGGCGAGGCAGUGGGCUUUGGCUUCUCUUCUGCAGCCCGGAGCUUGUACCAGGCCCAUUCGGCCGCCUCCUCUUUCUUCCCCAGGUCCGGGACUUCCUGCAGCAGCUCAAGGGCCGCGUGGCACGGGAGGCCAUUCAGAGGGUGUAUCCAGGUGGCCUACAGGGUCCAAGGCGCCGGGAGGCACAGACCCCAGCCCCCAUAGAGGUAUGGACAGAUCUGGCUGAGAAGAUUACAGGUCCACUGGAGGAAGCACUGACAGCAGCUUUCUCGCAGGUGCUCACCAUCGCAGCCACGGAACCCGUCAGCCUCCUGCAUUCCAAGCCCCCCAAGCCCACCCAGGCACGCGGAAGGCCGCUGCUGCUCAGCGCUCCAGGAGGGCAGGAGGACCCUGCCCCUGAGCCCCCUGGCCCCACCCCUGAGGCCUCUGGCCCCGCCCCUGAGGUACCUUCUGAGUCCCUGACUGGCCCAUCUGAUGAGGAAGAUUUCACCGUGGACUUUGAGAAGAUCUACAAGUACCUGUCCUCCUCCUCCCGCAGUGGCCAUGGCCCCGAGCUCUCUGCAGCUGAGUCAGCUGUGGUCCUUGACCUGCUCACGUCGCUUCCAGAGGAGCUGCCCCGCCUGCCCUGUACAGCCCUGGUUGAGCAUAUGUUGGAAACUUACCGGCGUCUCACAGCCCCGCAGCCCAGCCCAGCAGAUGAGACCCUGGGGCCUGGGCCUGAUGAUGCCACCAUUGAAUCCAGGGGACCAGAGGAGCCCGGCCAGGCCAUCCUACAAUCCCCUGAGAGCGUCGGGCCCAGCGAACUGAGAUCGACCUGGCAAGAAGCUGGGAUCUGCCCUCUAAACCCGUUCCUGGUUCCUCUGGAGCUUCUGGGCCGGGUGGCCACCCCUGCAAGAUGAGGCGGACACACCAGACAUCCUGAUCUGGCCCUCAGUCCUGCCUGGCUGGCACUGCUUGUCGUGAGGAUCCCAACAUGGUGGAUGGUGGAAGGUCCCGAACAUGGAGAGCUCAGCACGGGGUGGUGGGCUUUAAAUGACCGAUACAUUGGGAGUCUCAGAAAUGGAACUGCAAUUGUACAGUUCGAUGGGGCCAGUCAGAUGGCUGGGUUCUUGGGGAACGGGGGAUGCAGUAUUCUGCCCACAAGCAGCCUGACCUGGACAGGCGGACAGAGGGACAGGACCAGCCCCACCUUUCCCCAAGCCCAGCUGCACCUUGUUCUCUGCCAGGGGGCAUAGCUGGCACCCCAUGCCACGAAUCCCCUCUUACAUGUCCUCCUUUGCUAGGUUUCUAUUCUUUGUGCUUCUCCCCCUGUUUAUGUUCCUCAGGGCCCCAUAUCCCCAGCCCUGUUCAGCUGACUACAGUCCAACAGUCCCUAUGCUGGCUCCUCCACCCUCCCCAGGGGUGUCCUGUGACCUCCAAUAAAGUUCUGGCCAACCUGC